AUGUCUUGUUCCAAGUAAGUGUCCAACCAUGUUUAAGUGGUUCAGCAGGUCACACUGGAGCCAUGGAGGACAUUCAUGGCCCAAUGACCUAAACCAGGUUUAAAGGACCACUAUAGUGCCAGGAAAACAAACUUGUUUUCCUGGCACUAUAGGGUCCCCCCCACCCUCAAGGCCCCCCUUCCGCAGGGCUCAGGUGGGGUUAAAUGAUUACCUUUCUCCAUCGCCAGGCUUCCUUCGGCGCUGGGGACUCUCCUCCCAUUCUGACGUCAUCCGCGGCAAGAGCCGUGCGCACAUUCAAUGAGUCCAUAGGAAAGCAUUUCUCAAUGUUUUAAUAUGGACGGCAGCGUCUUCUCACUGUGAAAAAUCACAGGGAGAAGCGCGGAAGCGCCUCUAGCGGCUGUCAAUGAAACAAAAUAUGUCUGAAACAAAACAUAACUUUUAAUAAGAGUAUUAAUCACUAAAAAGUUUCAAAGGACAGAAGAGACCAACUACAACACAAAACUAAUAGUACUAUACACACAUGUACAAAACAAUGUUAAAAAUAGCAGAAACUGGUCCACACUGCAGGUAAGGUAGUAAGUACCCCUAAAAAAGUGGUUUAACCCCAUAAGGACGGAGCCAAAUGUACACGUUGUGAACUAAACAAAAUGUAAACAAAACCUGGCAUUUGAGCUACAUGUCUGUCCAACCGUAAUUCACCUCUUUCAUAUUAAAUUUACCCACCCUUAUUAUAUAUCAUUUUAUUCAGGGGAAACAGGUCUUUCAUUUUUAUCAAAUAUUUAGCUAUGAAACAUAAUUUAAUAUGAAAAUAAAUGGGAGAAAAUAAGAUUUUUUUUAGUUCUACAUGACAUUUUAACUGUCAAUUUCAUAAUACUGUUUGCUUUUACUGCAAUAAAAUACACAUAUUUGUAUUCAGCAAAGUCUCACGUGUAAAACAGUACCCCCUAUGUACAGGUUUUAUGGCGUUUUGGGAAGUUACAGGGUCAAAUAUAGCACGUUACAUUUGAAAUUGAAAUUCGCCAGAUUGGUUACGUUGCCUUUGGGACUUUAUAGUAGCCCAGGAAUGAAAUUUACACCCAUAAUGGCAUACCAUUUGCAAUAGUAGACAACCCAAGGUAUUGCAAAUGGGGUAUGUCCAGUCUUUUUUAGUAGCCAUUUGGUCACAAACACUGGCCAAAGAUAGCGUUAGUAUUUGUUUGUGUGAAAAAUGCAAAAACCGCCAAUUUUGGCCAGUGUUUGUGACUAAGUGGCUACUAAAAAAGACUGGACAUACCCCGUUUGCAAUACCUUGGGUUGUCUACUAUUGCAAAUGGUAUGCCAUCAUAGGGGUAAUUUUCAUUCUUGGGCUACCAUAGAGUCUCAAAGGCACCAUAACCAAUCUGGCAAAUUUUAAUGUGAAAAAAAUGAAACGCAAGCCUUAUAUUUGACGCUGUAACUUUUGAAAACACCAUAAAACCUGUACAUGAGGGGUACUGUUGUACUCGGGAGACUUCGCUGAACACAAAUAUUUGUGUUUCAAAACAGUAAAAAGUAUCAUAGCAAUAAUAUCAUCCGUGUAAGUGCUGUUUGUGCAUGAAAAAGGCAAAAAACUUCACUUUUACUGGCGAUAUCAUCGUUGUAAUACACUUUACUGUUUUGAAACACUAAUAUUUGUGUUCAGCGAAGUCUCCCGAGUAGAACACUACCCCCCAUGUACAGGUUUUAUGGUGUCUUGGAAAGUUAUAGGGUUAAAUAUAGUGCUAGCAAAUUAAAUUUCCUUUACUUUGGCAUGGGUUGUCAGGCAGGUCCCGCUAAUUGUAAUUAAUUAAGAUACCUAAUUAUGUAAAAAUAUUACAUAAAUAUAUAUGUAGAAUAAUAUAUAUAUAUAUAUAUAUAUAUAUAUAUAUACGUAUGUGAAUCUAUAUGUGUAUAUAUAUAAUUUAAAAAAAAUUAUUUUAUUUAUAUAUAGGUAUAUAUAUAGUGAUAUAUACGUAUAUAUUUAUGUAUGUAGAUAUAUAUAUUAUUUCGUUCUACGUGUAUUUUGAUAUAAAUAUAUAUAUUAAUAUCACAAUACAGUUAGAACGAAAUAACACAUGUAUUUUUUAAUUUUUAUUUAAUUUUUUAACGUAUUUACAUAUUUAAUUUUUUUAUAUUAUAUAUAAAUAUAUAUAACAAUAAUUAUAUAUAUAUUUAAUCAGUAUCAGUCUACCUGUAAUUUGAAUAUAUAUAUAUAUAUAUAUAUAUAUAUAUAUAUAUAUAUAUAUAUAUAUAUAAUCUAAGUAUACAUUUUUUUUUUUUUUUACACUUUAAAUUUAUUUUAUUUUUAUUUUCAGCCAACAGGGGGACCACCUGUCAUUACAGACAGCCUGCCCGGAGCUGGAAAAAAAAGAUAAGUUUUAACCCCUUCCUCUCCCCAGAGCCAGACGGGAGGGGGACCCUGAGGGUGGGGCACCCUCAGGACACUAUAGUGCCAGGAAAACAAGUAUGUUUUCCUGGCACUAUAGUGGUCCUUUAAUAAUGAUAAUUCUGACUCUGCUUUGGCAUCUAUGUAUCUCAGUAGCUUCAGGGAUGUAGCCAAAGGUAUAACAAAAGUAGCUAACAGCUUCUGUGGUUAGGAAAGUGUAGAUGUCUGUUUAGUGAAGUGUCUAACGCUGGAGGUAGAAACUCCUGCAGUAAUAUCAGAUGUAGAACAGGGUAGGAUAGAGAGGGAAAGGGAUCAACAAGAAUACUGUCCCUAUUGUGCCUUCGAUCCCUUACCCCUAAAAUGACCCUAGUUUGAAAUGCAAUAUAAUCCACCCGCUCUAGAGAUAAAUGAAAAUACAAAAUAAAAAGAUGAAGAGAAAGAUGCCAAAACACGGAACAAAUUAAAAAGAGUUGUUCCUAAAAGCCAGAAAUUGCUGCAAACAAAUAUUGUGGACACAGCAAUGCCCCAGAGCCCCUGACGUACGUUUCGCUAGAUCAGCGCAUCAAAGGGGAGACUUUUCCAGAAGGGCUGAGAGUUUUAAGAGACCGCAAGUUGAUUUUUUAUAAACACUACUCCCUGCUAAGUACCAGCGUCUGAUAGUUAUCCAGUGUAAACACGGACACUAACUUUAAAUAAAUUUUAGGUAUGGAUUUUGGGACAGUUUGCGAAUUUUAUGGCGCUAUAUAAAUAAUAAUAAGGGCACAAAUAAUUAUAUUAAUAGUUCUAAGUUUGAUAAAAUCUGCACUAUAUUUACUUUUUUUGUUCUAAGACAUUUAUUACUGGCGUUUAUCUAUUCAGGAAUAUAGCACGUUUAAUGCAAACAUUCAGUAAUAGAACAGCGGAUAUUCAUUCAUUCAUGGCGCCAGACAGGAUGCGAGGAGGAACGCAAUUUUAAAACAGGGAUUUGUGAUAUUGGUCAGGUAACUUUGAUCUUUAUUGUAUGUAUUGGGGAUGAUGUGUACUAUAGUCAUUGCUGCCGCCCAGGAGUAGUGGGAGUUAGAGCUCAGAGUGUAAUGCUAUACAUUAGAAAUGGUGACCGAGAUUACAUAAUAAUUGGGUCUGAAUUAAGCCGAUAUAACACUAAGACAUUAUAAAUGGUAGCUGUAGUGACUAUAACCCAGUGUGCUCGUACCGCAGAGAGCUGUCAGUACGCUCACUAUAGCCCUCACCGGCCCUCACUGAAUCUCUUCCCGCCAAAAUAAUCGUAUCUUACCACACGGGCCCGCGAGACGGAGAAUACUGUCUACUUCCGGUUUUCUAGUCUAUCAAACUCAGCAUCCUUCAGCGAGUUCCGGAACCCCGCCUCCCCCGCGGUAUACCCGCCCACAACUUCUCAACCCCGCCCACCCACUCCGAACUCCGCCUUUCCAAAUUACUAAUGAGUUGAAGAAUGUUCCGUCUUCUUCUGACCCCAUGCUUACAAAACCCCGCCCCCAUCAUUGAGCCCCGCCCUCCAGCGUGCCGCUCAUACAGUGUCACCUCCUCCCCCGCCCCCGCCCCCCGCUGCAAAGCACGAACAGUUCAAGUUUUAGGUUGCGCCAGCUGAUUGGCUGGGGCUGCCGCCGAGCCGUGACGUCACGACCACUAGCGCCUGCUGACACACUUUUUAAAUGUGCUCAGCUGUGCGAACCGUUUGGGUGUUUAUUAAAGGAGCAGACUGCCGGAGAGCACGGACUGUGUACACAGGUACUGACAUAAUAUAAUAAUAUAAUAACAACUAUAAUGGGAGAGCACGGACUGUGUACACAGGUACUGACAUAAUAUAAUAAUAAUAAUAAUAAUAUAAUAACUAUAAUGGGAGAGCAUGGACAGUGUACACAGGUACUGACAUAAUAAUAAUAUAAUAACUAUAACUGGAGAGCACGGACAGUGUACACAGGUACUGACAAUAAUAAUAAUAAUAAUAUAAUAACUAUAACGGGAGAGCACGGACAGUAUACACAGGUAAUGACAUAAUAUAAUAUAAUAACAACUAUAAUGGGAGAGCAUGGACAGUGUACACAGGUACUGACAAUAAUAAUAAUAAUAAUAUAAUAACUAUAACGGGAGAGCACGGACAGUAUACACAGGUAAUGACAUAAUAUAAUAUAAUAACAACUAUAAUGGGAGAGCAUGGACAGUGUACACAGGUACUGACAAUAAUAAUAAUAAUAAUAAUAAUAAUAAUAAUAAUAAUAUAACUGGAGAGCACGGACAGUGUACACAGGUACUGACAAUAAUAAUAACUAUAAUAACUAUAACGGGAGAGCACGGACAGUAUACACAGGUAAUGACAUAAUAUAAUAAUAUAAUAACAACUAUAAUGGGAGAGCAUGGACAGUGUACACAGGUACUGACACUAAUAAUAAUAAUACUAACUAUAACUGGAGAGCUCGGACAGUGUACAUAGGUACUGACAAUAAUAAUAAUAAUAUAACUGGAGAGCACGGACAGUGUACACAGGUACUGACACUAAUAAUAAAAAUAAUUAUAAUUACUAUAACGGGAGAGCACGGACAGUGUACACAGGUACUGACAUAAUAAUACAAUAAUAACUAUAACUGGAGAGCACGGACAGUGUACACAGGUACUGACAAUAAUAAUAACUAUAAUAACUAUAACGGGAGAGCACGGACAGUAUACACAGGUAAUGACAUAAUAUAAUAAUAUAAUAACAACUAUAAUGGGAGAGCAUGGACAGUGUACACAGGUACUGACACUAAUAAUAAUAAUACUAACUAUAACUGGAGAGCUCGGACAGUGUACAUAGGUACUGACAAUAAUAAUAAUAAUAUAACUGGAGAGCACGGACAGUGUACACAGGUACUGACACUAAUAAUAAAAAUAAUUAUAAUUACUAUAACGGGAGAGCACGGACAGUGUACACAGGUACUGACAUAAUAAUACAAUAAUAACUAUAACUGGAGAGCACGGACAGUGUACACAGGUACUGACAAUAAUAAUUAUAAUAAUUAUAACUGGACAGCACGGACAGUGUACACAGGUACUGACAAUAAUAAUACAAUAAUAAUAAUAACUAUAACUGGAGAGCACGGACAGUGUACACAGGUACUGACAAUAAUAAUUAUAAUAAUUAUAAUUGGACAGCACGGACAGUGUACACAGGUACUGACAAUAAUAAUAAUAAUUACUAUAACUGGAGAGCAUGGACAGUGUACACAGGUACUGACAUAAUAUAAUACAAUAAUAACUAUAACGGGAGAGCACGGACAGUGUACACAGGUACUGACAUAAUAAUAAUAAUAACUGGAGAGCACGGACAGUGUACACAGGUACUGGCAUAAUAUAAUAACAACUAUAACGGGAGAGUACGGACAGUGUACACAGGUACUGUCAAUAAUAAUAAUAAUUAAUUAUUAUUAUUAUUAUUACGGGACAGCACGGACAGUGUACACAGGUACUGACAUAAUAAUAAUUAUAAUAAUAACUAACGGGACAGCACGGACAGUGUACACAGGUACUGACAUAAUAACUAUAACUGGAGAGCAUGGACAGUGUACACAGGUACUGACAAUAAUAAUAAUAAUUACUAUAACUGGAGAGCAUGGACAGUGUACACAGGUACUGACAUAAUAUAAUACAAUAAUAACUAUAACGGGAGAGCACGGACAGUGUACACAGGUACUGACAUAAUAAUAAUAACUGGAGAGCACGGACAGUGUACACAGGUACUGGCAUAAUAUAAUAACAACUAUAACGGGAGAGCACGGACAGUGUACACAGGUACUGACAUAUACAAUAAUAAUAAUAACUAUAACGGGAGAGCACGGACAGUGUACACAGGUACUGUCAAUAAUAAUAAUAAUUAAUUAUUAUUAUUAUUAUUAUUAUUACGGGACAGCACGGACAGUGUACACAGGUACUGACAUAAUAAUAAUUAUAAUAAUAACUAACGGGACAGCACGGACAGUGUACACAGGUACUGACAUAAUAACUAUAACUGGAGAGCAUGGACAGUGUACACAGGUACUGACAAUAAUACAAUAAUAAUAUAAUAACUGGAGAGCACGGACAGUGUACACAGGUACUGACAUAAUAAUAAUAAUAAUAAUUACUAUAACUGGAGAGCAUGGACAGUGUACACAGGUACUGACAUAAUAAUAACUAUAACUGGAGAGCACGGACAGUGUACAAAGGUACUGAUAUUUGUAUAAUAACCGGACAGUGUACAACGGUACAGACAUAAUAUAAUAACUGAACAGUGGACACAGGUACUGACCUAAAAAUACAGGAAAACAAAAUGAUUUCACUUUCAAUCAGAUGCAACUUUAAAAGUUCGUAUCUCUUGUUCUGUAAAUCGAACUUUAAUGAUAUACAGGAGAAUCCUACAGGUUCGAACAAGCUAUUAACAGAGCAGGAGAUAAGAAAUUCUAAAUUAAAACAAAAUUGCAAUAAAGGAAGUGUAAAUAUUAGAUGACUCUUUACAGGAAGUGUUUAGGAAAGCUGUUUAAGUAACAUGCAUGGUGGUGUGUCUAGGGCUGUAUAGGUUCCUAAAUGGCAGAGAUAUGAGCAGACUGCAGGGGCAUGACUAAAACUGAGUUAAAGGGACACUCCAGGCACCCAGACCACUUCUGCCCAUUGGAGUUGUCUGGGUGCCAACUCCCACUACCCUUAACCCUGCAAUUGUAAGUAUUGCAGUUUUUAUAAACUGCAAUAAUUACCUUGCAGGGUUAACUCCUCCUCUAUUGGCUGUUUACUAGACUGCCACUAGAGGGCACUUCUGGAAUUAUAGCACAGAUUUUCUGUGCUAUAGCGUCGCUGGACGUCCUCACGCUAUGUGAGGUCCUCCAGCGUCGCUAAAAUCCCCAUAGGAAAGCAUUUUCAAUGCUUUCCUAUGGGGUGGUCUAAUGCGCGUGUGCAGCAUUGCCACGCAUGCGCAUUAGGUCUCCCCCCGCCGGCGGGCGUGAUCAGUCUCCCCGGCCGGCUGACGUGGUGACGGGAGGAGCGUGGGUGGACCAAGAAGCAGCGCUGAGGGACAUCGUCGCUGCCUCUGGUAAGUCACUGAAGGGGUUUUGACCCCUUCAGCAACCGGAGGUGGGAUGGAGAGGGGACCUGCAGUGUCAGGAAAACAUUUUCCUGGCACUGGAGAGUCCCUUUAAGCAACAGUGUUUUUAUAGAUUAUUUUUUUUUUUUUUUUUUUUUUACUAUAGUGUCCCUUUUUAAUGGCUGAUAAGUCACAGCCUGGCUAUAUUUUGUCAAAAUUUUGCACAAGGCCACAUUUUAGAAUUUAGUGAAUAAUCUCCAAAGUGAGUUUAACACUUUAGGCCACAGUUACUGAAUUGGAAACAUUUCAAAAAAUUAUGUUUUCAGUUUGUGUUUUUGUAAUGUUUUAGACAAAAAUGUGGAAUUCACAAUCAAUUCUUGAAAGUUUACAAAUUCAUGAAUACAAUUGUGUUAUGCAAUAUUUUAUGUUUUUUUUUUGUGUUUUUCUUUAUUUUUUUUCUUUAUUUUUUUUUUUUAAGGGUAUAAUCAGUCAGAAAAAAAUUAUUUUAAAGGGACACUUCAGGUACCAAAACAACUUAAUUUGAAUUAAGUUGUUAUGGUCCCUGGAAGACCCUGGAGUCAUUUUUACUUCAAGAGGUUAAACCGUUCUCCAAUGGUUUAACCCCAAAGUCUAUUCUCAUGUGCUGUUCUGCCCUGCCACCUUUCCUUCUGCUUUCUGAAAUUCUUCAUAACAGAAGGCUUCGACAGGGGCAACUUAGACUGGCUUAGAGUGUGUGUCUCUAGGGCAGCGUUUUCCAAUUGAUGUUCCUCAACUCAAAUGGGGUACCACCAAAAUUUUGGGAAACAAAAUGGCCGCCACGAUAAAUUGAGGUGCGCGGCGAGGGAACUGAGCUGGGGUGAGCGCUCCCUCGCUGCCCGCCUCAAUUAUCGCGGCAGGCAUAGCAGUGAUGGCGAAACCGGAAUAUGACGUGACUCUGGCUCCAGUAUAACUAAGGGCACGUGAGGGAGGCUUGGAGUGAAAUUUUAAAAAAGAAAUAAAUUGUGUGUUUGUCACAGUGAGUGUAUAUGUCUGUCAGUGAAAAUGUAGGUGUGCUUGUCAGUGAGUGUGUGUGUGUUUGUCAGUGAAAGUGUCAGGGUGUGUAUCUGUGUGUCAAGGUUUGUGUAUGUGUCAAUGUGUAUUGAUGUAUGUAUACACUGGAUAUGUAUGUGUAUACAUACAUCAAUGUGUUUUGUAUGUGUCUGUGUGUGGUGUGUAUGACACUGUGUGUGUGUAUGUGUCAACGUGUGUGUUUAUUUGUGUGUCAGAUACAUACACACAUUGGCAUAUACAAACACAGAUACACACACUUUGACACAUAGAUACAUGCGCGCGCGCACACACACACACACACUCUGUGUGUAUCUGUGUGCUAGUGUGUAUCUGUGUGUCAGAUUCAUACACACUGACACACAGAUGCACAUACAAACACAGAUACACACACUUUGGCGCACAGGUACACACAGUGUUGAUACACUAUGUCAAAGGGUUCCAGGGGAAAAAUUAAUUGGGAACCCCCGUGUGCUGGACUGCCUGGCACCCUGACCGGGCCCCUCAGUCAAUCGCUGCUUCCUAGUACUUGCAAGCACCAUAAGCACUGCACUGGAACACAAUAACCUCCGUACACCCCCACAAACCGCCGCAGAUUGGGGAUCUUGCCGUCCUCCACCCACCUUGGACCCAAGACCAGGAUCUAGCUUCCAGUGGGUGAACCUCUCUUACUCCAGAUAGUAUAGGAGGAACAGCUCUUAUAAGAGCUAGUGAUUAAACCCAGAGGAGUAUUGUGACAUAGCUAUCCCCAGAGUGAAUGUAGUUCUACAUUCCCCCAAACAUGAGCCAAGACUUCAUGAAGGGGUAAAACUAAUCUCUGUUCAAUGGGAGCCACAACUGGCAUCUUAUGCAAGUCCCCAUGCAAGGGGCAUUCCCACAUGGACCUUGUGGGGAACUACAAUACACAGUCGCAGACCAAUGACAAUAGAGUUUAAAUGCACGACACUCCCAUAUACAAACAUACAAUCCCUCCCCUCUGCCUGGGAGAUAAUUGAGUCAGAUACUGUAUUUACUCAAUUAUCUUCAUGCAGAAAACACACAUUUCUAUAAAACCCCCAAAACACAUAAUAUCCCCACAAAUAUUACAUCCCCCGAUAGGCCUGAUCUGGUUGACCAACAUAUCCCAAAAUCACCCAGAUCAGUUUAGGGGUUCAGGAAUUCUAUGGAAGUCACAUUUUGACCGCACGCACGGUCCCAUGCCCAAAACCGUUCCAGAGAAUCAGACUGCGUGGUCGGUCUACUUCGGGGAUACUAAGUGAAAUAAAUACCAAACGUAUAGCUUCGGGAGUAGUCUCAGUUCAUGUCUCUCAUUCGGAAGUUUAGUUUUACUGGACCCGUUCGACUCCCGUUUGACUAGCCGAACAUCCGUGGAAGGUAAAUAGUUAGCGGUGUUCGUGACGUUGAGUGUCCGAUUUGAGUUCCAUGUACUAGUCUACCAAAUACCACUCAUUGUGCUCGCGGCUUAAGAUGGCCACAGUCACGUUUUCAAAUGCCGCUUCGGGAGUUCGAAGUGUUACCAUUUAAGUCAUAAAAGGCACGAACAGUGGUUUUAACAAAGUUUUGUCACAGGGUAGGAGGCUGGCAAGUAGGCUUCUCCAGGAGCUUGUGGCAAACUCAUGUAAAAAGGGGAGUUUGUCACACCUUGGUAGAGGGGGUUCAGUGUGUAGGGGCUGAAGCAUUCCCGCCCCCCGCCCCAUUCGCACUGCUAUUUACCCACUGUUUUGUAUUCUAUAAGUAGUACGUUUAUAAUAUUCAAAAACACACCAAUAUAACGAUAUUACUGCAUUUGUAAAUCAUCAGGUUCUGCAGCUUGUACUAUGUGCUCUGUAUAGUCCAGAAAGAAACUCAGCCAAUCAGGACACACCCAUAUAUUUCUAUGGCCGUUUUAAGUUUAUUCAAUGCAUUAAAGGGACACUAUAGUCACCUGAACAACUUUAGCUUAAUGAAGCAGUUUUGGUGUAUAGAACAUGCUCCUGCAGCCUCACUGCUCAAUCCUCUGCCAUUUAGGAGUUAAAUCCCUUUGUUUAUGAACCCUAGUCACACCUCCCUGCAUGUGACUUGCACAGCCUUCCAUAAACACUUCCUGUAAAGAGAGCCCUAUUUAGGCUUUCUUUAUUGCAAGUUCUGUUUAAUUAAGAUUUUCUUAUCCCCUGCUAUGUAAAUAGCUUGCUAGACCCUAUAAGAGCCUCCUGUAUGUGAUUAAAGUUCAAUUUAGAGAUUGAGAUCCAAUUAUUUAAGGCAAACUACAUCUGUUUGAAAGUGAAACCAGGUUUUUGUUUUUUUUCAUGCAGGCUCUGUCAAUCAUAGCCAGGGGAGGUGUGGCUAGGGCUGCAUAAACAGAAACAAAGUGAUUUAACUCGUAAAUGACAGUGAAUUGAGCAGGGGAAUGCUCUAUACACUAAAGCUGCUUUAUUUAGCUAAAGUAAUUUAGGUGACUCUAGUGUUCCUUUAAUGUACAAAUGUGCUUUAUCUGCACCACAGUGAUUUCUGGGGUUUGUAGUCUUAAAUGGACACCAUAUCCACUACAGCCUACAAGGAGUGCUCCGGCAUUGUCCCACAGUUAGAUUUUAAGCCAUGCUAAAACAGCUUGACAAACUACCAGGGUUCUGUUGGGCAGAGUAUCACACCGGUUACAUCCAUUGUGCACAAACUGGACAAGACAGAUUUUAUUUUAGAGCAAUGAAGAAUAGAUUCAGGACCAUUGUAAUUGGCGGAGAGUGCUCACGUAGCCUUGCAUUAGCUCACUUAGCUCUAAAGUAGGCAUGUGCAUGGGGAAAAUAUUCGGUUUGGGACUUCGGCAACUUCGGAACUCUGGCAUUUCUGGACUUUUCUUUCAGCUGCUUGGUUGAUAACAACCUAAUUCCCACGGUAUUAGGGGGUUUUCUACCUAAAGGCUGAAAUACCUAAAUACCGCAAGUAGGGGCAUGUCUAUUAAGCAGUGAGCAGCCUGUGGUUUACUGGUCACUGGUUUAAUAGACAUGCCCCUACUCGCAGUAUAGCGAGUAGGGGCAUAAUUUACUAAUACUAAGUAAUGUUUACUUAGUAUUGGUAAAUUUGGCUGAAAGACCAAUUUAGUAGAUAGCUCCCUAAUACCGUGGGAAUUAGAGUUAUCUACUUAUUCAUUCCUGUCAUUACAUGACUGGCUAAGUAACUUACAUUUUAUAUGAAUGUGUGUUACUUGAUUGUUGUAAGUGUUGCCAAUGCUUACCGCUGAAUCCUGUCUAUGUUUGUAUACUUUUUAUUUGAAAUUGUAUACAGUGUAACAUUCUUCUUCUUCCACUGGGUAAGUAUAUUAGUACUUAGGCAAUACUGUGCUUUCGGAACUUGGGCACUUUGACAUCUGGGAACUUUGGCACCUGGGAACUUUGGCACUACUACACUUCGGAAAUUCGGUAAUUUCGGCACUUCGGCUAUUCAGACAUUCGGAAGCACCCGAAUGUCCGAAUUACCCGAAAUUCAGACGAAUUUUAAUUCGGACCGAAACGAAUUGCACAUGUCUACUCUAAAGUGAAGUCUGGUUUCUCUUUUUUGCUUUUACCUCUUUGUUGUGAUUCUCAAUAUGUUGAAUUAUAGCUGUGGAACACUGAACUUUCAGCAUUAUUAUUUUAUUAUAUAUAGCGCCAGCAAAAUCCGUACAAUGCGUGGGCUAACAGACACGUAAUUGUAACUAGACAAAUGGAUGCACAGUAACAGAGGGGCUAAGGGCCCUGCUCAAUGAGCUUACAUGCUAGAGGGAGUGGGGUAUAGUGUCCCAAAGGGUAUUAUAUUAAUCAUUCUUGUAUGAGAUUGCUAAUCUGUCAUCUUUGCUUUAGGUUGAAUAUGGUGUGUCACCAGCAAAAAGUACUGAAUUUGAUUAGAUGCUUCAGGCGACACAGCUCCCUCUUGAUUGAAUGCGAGAGGACUACAGUAUGUGGCGCAGAUAACAUGAUGCUGGUAUUGCAGUUGGCAAUGGCUGAAGUUAACAAAAAGGUAAGUGUGGAACAUUAACGUUCCCAUAAUGCAGUGCAUGACAAUUUUCACUAGGUGUACUGCUGAACCAGUGCCAAACAAAAGUGGCACAUGCUUAUCUUGCCACUCCUAAAUAAAGUGUUUCAAAAAUCUGUUUUUGCAUGUGCCCCCCCUCUAAAACUAAAAAGGUGGGGGCAAAAUAGAAAAAAUAAAUAACCAAAACAAAAAAAUUACCUUGGGCCCAACCCCAAAACAAAGUGACACACACUCAUUGUGGGCUAAAGUGACACUGGGUGGGGGUGCAUGCUACCAUGGUCAUCUGUUGUCUGCAUGCUAUGCGUGUUGAUGAGAUACGCGAUACAGCCAGUCUGGAACGAUUGUUACACCACUGACCGCAAUGUGCUAUAUUUCAGUAUGUGAUAUAGCGGUGAGCAGCAUUGAGGAAACCUUAGCGCUGGGGAAAAAAAGGGAAGUUAAAUCUUUUGAUGUAUUAAUAAAUAAUCUAUAUGACUAGGUACAAGGACACUAGAGGAUUGUGUUCUUACCACUAUAGUGUUCCUUUAACAGCCCCAAGGCAAAAAAAUAUGUGGUUUAUCACUAUGCAAAAUCUUGUAUUUGUGUUUUUGGGAGCUGUUUUAUUGUUUACCUGCUGCCAACCUCGCUCAGUGGAGAUAAUUGUCAAACACUUCUAAAACAUUUUGACAAAUUACUCUGGGAGGGCACCAUUGGGCCAUAAUGGUUAUAUAUUGCUUGGAUUGUUCCUUUUAUAAAUAUUACAUAGUUACAUAGCUGAAAAGAGACUUGCGUCCAUCAAGUUCAGCCUUCCUCACAUUUGUUUUUUGCUGUUUAUCCUAAAGAAGGCAAAAAACCCAGUUUGAAGCACAAUUUUGCAACGAGCUAGGAAAAAAAUCCUUCCUGACCCCAGAAUGGCAGUCCGAUUUAUCCUUUGUUCAAGCAGGUAUUACCCUACAUUGAAAGAUUAUAUCCUUGAAUAUUCUGUUUUUGCAAGUAUGCAUCUAGUAGCUGUUUGAACAUCUGUAUGGACUCUGAUAAAACCACUUCUUCAGGCAGAGAAUUCCACAUCCUGAUUGUUUUUACAGUAAAAAAACCUUUCCUUUGCCUUAGACAAAAUCUUUCUUUCUUCCAAACGCAUGGGCUCGUGGCCUAUGUAAAGUCCGGUUUGUGAAUAGAUUUCCACACAAUGGUUUGUAUUGGCCCCGAAUAGAUUUGUAUAAUGUUAUCAUAUCCCCUCUCAGGUGACGUUUUUCUAAACUAAAUAGGUUUAAAUUUGUUAACUUUUCUUCAUAGAUGAUAUGUUCCAUUCCUUUUAUUAAUUUUGUAGCCCGCCUCUGCACUUUUUCUAGUGCCAUAAUAUCCUUCUUUAGAACAGGUGCCCAAAAUUGCACAGCAUAUUCAAUAUGGGGUCUUACCAGUGAUUUAUAAAGAGGCAAAAUUAUAUUCUCGUCCAGAGAAUGAAUGCCCUUUUUCAUGCAUGACAUUACCUUACUGGCCUUGGCCACUGCUGACUGACAUUGUACAUUGUUGCAUAGUUUGACUAUAACAAUUCCCAAGUCCUUUUCGUGUGUUAUCCCUAAUUCGCUUCCAUUAAGGGUAUACGUUGCUUGUGUAUUCUUUAUGCAGAAGUGCAUAACUUUGCAUUUUUCAACAUUAAAUUUCAUCUGUCAUUUGAGUGCCCAGUCCCCCAGUCUAUCUAAAUCCCUCUGCAGCAAAGUAAUAUCUUGCUCACAUUGUGUCAUCUGCAAACACUGACACGUGACUUUCAAUGCUGUCUUCAAGAUCAUUUAUAAACAUGUUAAAUAGAAGGGGUCCCAGAACAGACCUCUGAGGGACACCACUUGCCACCUCUGUUCAUCUUGAAAAUUUACCAUUAAUGACAACUCUUUGUACUCUGUUUUUAAGCCAAUGUUCUACCCAAGAUCAAGCAUGUUCAUCUAGACCGAUUUCCUUGAGUUUGAACACUAGUGAUGUCCCGAACGGUUCACUGCGGUUCGCCGCGGACUCAUCAUUGAGUAAACUUUGACCCUGUACCUCACAGUCAGCAGACACAUUCCAGCCAAUCAGCAGCAGACCCUCCCUCCCAGACCCUGCCACCUCCUGGACAGCUCACUAAAAAUGCAGCUUCACAAUGGAUGCUGUCCAGGAGGUGGGAGGGUCUGGGAGGGAGGGUCUGCUGCUGAUUGGCUGGAAUGUGUCUGCUGACUGUGAGGUACAGGGUCAAAGUUUUCUUAAUGAUGAGUCCGUGGCGAACAGUUCCGGACAUCACUAUUGAACACUAAUCUAUUGUGUGGAACUGUAUCAAAUAUUGACCAUCUACAAUUAAAAAAUAAACAUGGGGAAAGAAUUUCUGGGUGCACACUAUAAUGAAAUGUGCUUUGCCCUUCUAUGCAGGAAAAAGCUAGGAUACAGACUGCAGCAGGCUUGUCUUUAAUGGCAAAUGUGGAUUCUUGAAAAACUGACCACCUAAUCUGUUUAAAAUACAGGUUUCUUAUCUAUCUUAUAACCAUUGUCCCCUCCUUCAGGAAAGCUUUUUAAGGUGCACUCUAGGAGGUACUGUGACCACUUCACCUCAUUGAAGUCAUUAAAGCAUCCGGACACCCUUGGUACCAUCCUUUUGAUUUGAAGUGUUAAACCAUUUAUAAGAAGUUUAUGUUCAACGAGAGUCCCCUCUGCUGCUGGGAUAAAGCGAAAGAAUUAGUAUUGGCAGCAAUGGUCGAUAAGAAUUAAGAAUUUUGAGAACUCAGUGACUUGUAGCUGAAAGGGAAAAUUUCUUGUUCUCCUUCCAGUUCAGCUGUUUAGGACUAAAAUAUGAAAUUCACCGUGAAUUCCGAACAAUUCUGACUAUAGUAAAUAAUUAUUUUAGACUGUCAGCUGAUCUUUCAGCUUAUCACAGCAGCGUAUUGCUGGUAUGACGAAGGCAGGUGUCAUCUCAGCUGUAGCCAUACCUCCUGUGGGGGAUGAGCUGUGGGCAGCAAUGAACCCUCACUCAGUGUUAAACUGUUUGAAUAUGGUUUAACAUUGAAUUGAGGGACGGCUCUAGUAAUUUAUAACUAAUUUUAAUUGGAUGAAAUGGUUAUAGUGCCAUGAGUCCCUCUUUUAGGUCAAGCCUUCAGUCACUAAAAGGAGGUACACACAUGGGGGAGAUCUUUAAAAGGGCAGCGUGGGCAGAUUAUCCAGAAAGAGAGGCUAAACCCACUGGCUUGGCCUUUUUCAAAAAGUGGCCUUGUUGACGUAAAAUUAAUACCUGGCCUGCUAAAUUUAUCCUUGUGCUGUGAAGGACAGAAGACAGACUUAUAGUAGGGAAGGAGCUGUCCCAUUUCUACUAAUCUCAGAGUUUUAUUUCCUGUUCUUUCAUCUGUGUUUGGGAGCUAACCAUGGUGAUUGAUCAGGAAAUAGCUUUUUCUGAUGUGUGUGUGUGUAAAAAAAAAAAUUAUACUAGUUACAUGGAUUCAAAAUGGGAUAUGGAGGAAAUCUGUUAAAAUUAUUUUCCUAGGAAAUGGCACAGUUGAAAUAUCUUUUGUUCCGAACAACCUGUCAAAAUUGCCUGAAGCUAUGUUAUUAAUUAGAAAGUCUUAUAAAUAUGAUCUUGCUGAUGUCUAUUGCUGGAGUAAAAAAUGUACCUUCUGAACUUCCUUCCAGCUUGAGCCAGCUGGCAUGUUCUGUCAGCCCACUCAUUUCUCUGAUUUUGACCACAUGUUGGCACAACCGAUGGCUGCUUUAUAAAACAAUAAAAAGUGCUGUCAUGGUGGGCACCUGAUCAGGAAAACUGAUCUCUAAGCAAUGUUGUUUUAUUUGGAAUUCGAAUGGUGUUUAACCCCAAAAUAAACACUCCUGUCACACUUCUCAUAACACAGUGCUUCAAGGCUUUGUAGAGAUUAUCUAUGCACCCAGCAUUACGGUUCAAUAGAAUCCUACUGUAAUGUAGCGCAAAGGGACAUUGCAUUCUGUUCAUGCUGAAAUGACUGUCUUGUUGUGGAUUGUUGGGUUGUUUCUGUCUGAAGAAAGGCAGUAACAACUCUUUCUUUUUAAGCUUAGCUUUACCAUUUACCACAAAGUGAGAACAGAAUGAAUAACAAUGUCUGUCAUGAAGCAGUGUGCCUUAAAGGAACACUAUAGGGUCAGGAACACAAACCUAUAUAUUCCUGACCCAAUAGUGUUUAAACCACCAUUUAGGUAGCUUACUUGCUCUUAAUCCCCUUAGAAGGGGUUAAAAUAUACCUUAUUUCCAGCGCCGCGGGGGUUUGCCAGUGCUGGCCCAGCCCACUCGAACCACUUGGUGACAUCAGAAUGUACGAUCUUUAGCCAUUGGCUGAAAUUGACAAGGGUGGGGCCAAACACCGGCUUGGGCAACCAGCCCCACCUCCUAGAGAUGCAUUGAACCAAUGCACUUCCGAGGGAAAAUUCAGCGUCCUGACCGGCAGUGCUGCCCAUUGUGCAGCACUGCCCCAGGAAGCACUUCUAGUGCUGGGGAGUGGCUACAUGAGGUAUCCUGAGGGGGGCAGUGUAAAUACUUCCUUUUCUAUGAAAAGGCAGUGUUUGCAUUAAUGCCUGAAUAUAAUGAUUAUACUCACCACAACAACUACAUUAAGCUGUAGUUAUUCUGGUGACUAUUGUGUCCCUUUAAUAACCAGAAGUAAAACUGUUACUUAUGGAAAAGUGGGGCGUGGGGGGAACAUUUUAAAAAUGGAGAGCUCCACCUUAAUACCAGUGCUGUGAAAUCCUGCUAAAUCCACUGGUUAGUGGAUUAAUUAAUGUGAUUUCUCUCUUGCAAAAUUUCCAUUUGGAUAUCAGGAUACUUCUGACAGCAUAUCUGAUAGGACCAGAGAGUACUGAUUUAUGUAAGGUGUUUGUUUUUGUUUUCUAAGAAAAGUCAGGCAGUGUUAACUUGUAAACAUAUAUUUCAAGAUGGGUAAAGUUUAAUUAAGGCGUCAAAGUCUUCACUGUUCUCCUCACACGCUUUAUAGAAAACAUUUUUAUUUUAUUUUAUUUUUUUGGCUCCUGAGAAAGCAAAGAUUAAACAAUAAUGCGCGGGAUCAAAAAGAAUGACAUUUAUUGGACUUUUUAAAGUCUUAACCUCAUACUGUUCAUACACAUAAAGUCCUGGGUUAGGUAGAAGAGAUCUGUCCCACUGUCCUGUUUGUGCGUGUUUUUUUUGUUUUUCUUUGUUUUUUUUUUUAAUGCAUGUUAUCUGUGCUUUGAAAGCGCGGGGUGAGCUUUUCUACAGUUUGAUAUACUGCACGGUUCAGAAGCUCAGGAGAUCUAAAGGAAGCUCCUGCUUAGGAGGUGGGGGGCUAUGCCCAGUGCUAGCCCAAUAACUUGUUUUUAAGUAGUUUGACUAUAUAAUCUUGGUUGGUGCAAGCUGUAGUGUCCGUGGUGCUUGGAAUGUCCCUUUGCACAUGCUCUUCACCUUUGCAUUGCAGUGCUCAAUUUUGACCAGCUUCAGUAGACCCAAAUUGGUCAGAUGGUUGAAAUUGAAGGUCCAAUUUUCCUGGCAGAAGUAAUGUUAUAAAAAAAUAUAUAGAAUUUCUCACACACUCAUAAGUAGUGUUCACAUACAGUGCUGUAUGAAUUACAAUUCAACAAGUGAUUGUGAUAGAAAAUGAAAUAACUUCCCUUAGCAAUAUAGGAUAUGCCCGAAGAUUUCCUCCUAUCUUCAAUUCAACAUGCAUAUAGUAUAGGGCUAUUCCAAGCUAGGGAAACAGAAAAUAUAUGGCAUAGUGCAAUACUGUAUAUACUGUGAUUGGAUAUAUGGGUAAGUGACAAAUGCUCACUCACACUUUAACAUCCCAAGAAGUGCUUUCAGAAAUAUGCUGUGUCUUCUUUGCUUCAGAUACUUGGUAAAUGUGAAUCUCACAUAAAAAAACAAAGUGCAAAAAAUAUAGAUUGAAUGCCUUUGAGUGAAGAGUAAAAAAAGCAUUUAUUACUUACAUCAAAGUAAAUAAAAGCAGGUAAAUCAGUCCAACGCGUUUCUUCCCUGUUAGGGACUUCCUCAAGGACAAUCUUUCACAAAGAUGAUGAAUAAAAAUACAUAUAAACCUAGUUACAAACAUUUCCCAAUAUAUACCACCCCCAAUCAGUCCCAAUAGUGGUUCUGCAGGUGAUUCCAUUUCUCUUCAGCUGUUUUCAAUUCAAAUUUGAGUUACUUCCGGGUUUCGUGUAUCCUGUGCGGUCAUGUGAUGUGCGUGAUGACGUCAUGCGUUCCAGCUAUGCGUUCCACCUUUGUUUCGGCUGUCACUCAUAAUUACAAACUGAGAUGUUGAAAAAAAGUCCCAAAAAAGACUGUUUCUAAAUAGAAAUACAAGUGGGGGGAGUAUACAAAAGGGAAUGGCAAAGAGGUUAAAAAGAUAUUGCUAAUUUAAAGGUUUUUUGAAUAAUCUUUAUUUAUAAAAAACAGGUUAAAGAGAUAUUACUGAUUUGAAGAUUUCUAAACAAACUUUAUUUAUAAAAGACAAAACACACACUAGUAACCUGUGUUUCUUACAUUAAUACAUUUGUAUGUCAGUGUGCAUGAAUGCUCAACUACAUAAGGCAACAUGCACACUGCAUAAUGUGAUAUGCACAAGCCAAGAUGUUCUAAAUAAUGCCAUAAAUGCAUUAAAAUAUUAAUUCUGCAAAAAAUGAAUAUAUAUAUAAAAAAAAUGAUAGUAAAAAAAUAUGUAAUAAUAAAACAUGGUAGUUUAUCUACCUUCAACAGAAAAUCUGUAAUUUUAAAAUUAAGAUAUAUCUAAUACUACUGGAAGACCAAGUAUUUAUAGUUCCUUUUAUAUUCAAUGGUAGGAAAAAAUAGAAUAGAUUCUUGGCUUGUUCAAUGCCAAAAAACAUAUAGAGGGAUAUAUGACAAUAUACACCACCCAUAGAGAGCAAAAGAAAAAGGAAAGAGAGCAGAGGAAAAAAAGAAUUACUCCAAAAAGCACCACAGAUCUAUGUCUGCAUUUAAUCCUCCUGGUUGGAGGGUUUUUAAUAUAUUGAUCCAAUACGUUUCUCGCUGUGCUAGUCUUUUAAUAAGGUUGCCACCCCUCCAAUGGUUGUCCAUUAUUUCUAGACCUAUAUAGUGGAAAUGUUUCCAACUAAAAUUAAGACGUGAAUUACAAUGCAUGGGAACCGAAUGUUUAUCAUGUUUUUUUUCUAAUAUUUUUAUGUUCCAAAAUUCGUUCUUUAAGUUUUCUACACAUUUACCAAGUAUCUGAAGCAAAGAAGACACAGCAUAUUUCUGAAAGCACUUCUUGGGAUGUUAAAGUGUGAGUGAGCAUUUGUCACUUACCCAUAUAUCCAAUCACAGUAUAUACAGUAUUGCACUAUGCCAUAUAUUUUCUGUUUCCCUAGCUUGGAAUAGCCCUAUACUAUAUGCAAGAAGUAAUGUUAUGUCUAUUUAUCUAACUCUGCUAGAUUGAGUUAUUCCAGGCGGUAUGACACAUACAUUACAAAACUUUCUUGUGGAUACUUUGUGACCUCCUCUGUUAAUUAUCACUUUGCACAUAAUUGUCUACACUAACUUUUGUUUCAAUGAGAAAAAAAAAAAAAACACCAGUAUCUGUUUCUUGUGCACUGUGAUUUUUCCUUAAUUUUGUUUUCUCUCCUCUCUUUUUUUUAGAAUGGCGGAGAAUUUUCGGUGUCACUUAGUGACCUGUUACUGGUAUGGAAAUACUUGCUUAAAGAUAAACUUGGACUACAUCAUGAUGCUGAAGAGGUUCCUGAAAGUUAUGCAUCUGUGAAAGAAAUGUAUAAUCUUUUCCUUAAAAACAGCAGCACGUUGGAUCUAAUUGAUCUACACGAGAAGUGCCGUACACUGGAGGAUUACAGUGAGCCAGACAGCUUAUCUUCUGUAAGUCUAAAUAAAACUGGACUGCCAUUCUUGUUUAGUUUUGGCAAUUCAUGAUGAUUUUUGUCCAAUUUACACUGUUGCAGGGGUCAAAACCUAUAUAGUCAUGUAUAACACGUGGAUAUAUAAAAGGGCACAGCCAUGGUGCUUCUGUAAUCAAGGCAAGCUUUCAACUCUCUGGAAUUUUAAGUGAAAGUGAACAAAUAUGCAUCUAAAUGAACUUAUGCUUAACUGUAACGCAAGCCAUGUCAUGGUAAUUUGGUAACUCUCUCUAUAGAGAGAUCCAAUAUGAUGUAACAAUUCCCAUGUGACGCUAUUAAAAUUAACGUGGUUUUUAUUUUAAUAUAUAAUUUAAUUCAUAAUUUAUUUUGUAAAUUGUUGUUAAUAUGUGCGAAAAGUUACAAAACUUACCACAACAUCUUUCUUUACUGAGCAGGAUCAGUUACUGGAAUUUAUUGCUGGAGGACAUCCUGACGAGACAGAGACCACUCUUAUGCCUGUGUUUACUCCAAGUAAAAAUAACCUGGACUCUCUGAAGGUAGCUGCUGCAGUUCUGUGCUGUUCUAAUACCUUGUGGAGAGUUGGUGCAGGGGGGCUACCUCUUUAAUGCUUUGUUUUGAUCUAUUAAGCAAUUUUAUACUAUUUCGUUAUGUUAUCACAUUGAUCUGACAGCCCACUCUGGUGGUUUAUAUUUACGUAAUCCAGGUAUAAUACAUGUGGUUGUUCGUUUUAAACUAAUUGCUUUCUUCUGAUCUAGCUAUCAUGUAUCGUUUGCUCCUCUCUCUAUACUAUUUCAACAAAAAUAGGUAGUUGUGUAGCUCUUUUGAAACCAAGUCCUACUUGGCAUUGCACUGUUGUAUUUAUAUUGCGUAAGGUAGCUUUUCUUAAUAUUGCUUGACUUAAUUUGAAAACCUUACUCUGUAUGUUAUGUAUUUACCUAAAAAAAUAAAAAAAAUUGAUUUGCAAUAAUACUUUAGCAAGUUACAAUGUCUGACUGUAAGAAUGUGUUUAAGUAAUUUUCAUUUUUGCUUUGUGCAGGUUAACGAAACACUGAAGAGAAUUUUCUGUGGGUAUUUAAAUCUACUGGUUAAUUCAAAAAAUGACAUUGCUUUGGCCCAGGUCCUCAAUUGUCCUGAUAGGGGGCUCGGCAGGGAAGCCUUCACGGACCUGAAACGCAAAUCACGACAGAAUCAGAUGUCUCUGUUUUUGGUAAGAUAACCACGAACAUUGGUCGGUAAAUUAUUGGAAAUUCCAAAUAUUACAAUGAAAACAUUAUAAACAAGUCUGGCCAAUAUCCUUGGCUCUGCAAAUUGUGGUUAAACCUAUAUUGUGCAUAUUUUGUCAAUAAGAGGUGUCAUGUAUGGCUGUAUUUUAAUGAAUCUACAGUUUUUACGAUGCUUCUGGGAUAAAUGAUAAUAUUGUGCCUUGCUAAUGUGGAAGUAACCUUCCACAUUAGACCAUCUGACUUUGGUUAGUAAUAAUAGGUCAGCACUCUUAGCCUUUUAUUGCCAUCCACUGCAAACGUAUGUAUUGCCCAAACUGCAAGCUGAAAAGCCCUUUCUUUUUAUAUUUUACCUUAUUUAUUUUAAAUCCUUUUUAACAGUUUACCACAAACAGGACAGCAACCAAAGACACUCUGGUCCAUAAAUCCCAGAUUAAGUUAUUGCCUGUGAAGCUUAGAAUCCCCCCCCCCCCGUAUGGAUACAGGGGGGAGAAGUUAUAGUAGGAAAUAGGUUUUGGAGCAAGGAAUAACUGGAAUUCUGUGGGGUGUGUGUUUUUUGGGUUUUUUUUGAGACUGUCCUGAAAAAACUAAGCUUGUCUACAAUCUAGUGAGAGCUUUGAACAUUGUGGGGUUUUUUUUGCCAGGUUGCUACAUCGUUUAUCAGAACUCUAGAACUCGGAGGAAAGGGCUACGCACCUUCUGAAUCCGAUCCUUUAAGAAAGCAUGUGAAAGGACUUACUCAUUUUGUUCACUUCAUAGACAAACUAAAUGAAAUUCUUGGAGAAACAAAAGACACAAGGUAUUAAUGAUUACUUUGAAUGGUUUGACAUGGUACUCGCGCUAAACAACUUCACAUUUGUUUGCGCAUCUCUGUUUUGUGCAUCUAUGUAGUCCAGUAACGGUUAAUGUUGGCAGUGCAAAUGUGUUUGUGUUACAUUUCCCAUUGACCUCAGUCUGCCUCUAGGUCAGAAAUAUCUCAAAUUCUGGUGAUGAUCAUCACUGUAUGAAGCAAAAGGACAAACUAAUGGAGAACACAGUGCAAAGUGGAAAAAGAAAUGCGUGAGAAAUUGCAACACACAGAAAGUUUUUAAGUUAGGUGGGAAAUAGGUGUGAAUAGCCAUUCUUAUAGGCUCACUCUCUAAGCACCAUAAUAAAAACUGUGCGUCACUGAAAAACUAUGGUGCAGGGUAGCCAUUCUACCUAAAGUGGCUUAUAGCUGCAGCCAUUUGUAAAAUUGCUGUAGCUAUAACAAACCACAAAGGAGGAUUUGUUUUUAUAAAAUGUUAUCAUUUUUUUUGCGCCAAUUAAUGUGUGUGUGUGUGUGUCUCUAAUGUGCCAAAAGGAAAUUUGCUUUUCUGUUUUUUUUUUGUUUUUUUUUUUUUUGCAAUUUUAAUUCGGAAUCUAUUUAAAAUUUUUAGAAGGGAUUUGAGGGUUUCUGCUUGACUACUUUAUACUUUUUCCAGUAAUGGCUGAUUUCCAGAGAAUUCUCACUGAGAGCUGAAAAAUAAAUCAUGUAUUCAUGACGUCUGUUAUUUCACUUUACAUUCAAAAAAAAUUCUUGGCUUUCAACCACUUUGAUUUUGUUUAUUUUGUUGCAAUCAAUAUGGUAGUGGUAAAUAUUUAUUAAAUGUUGUACGCAGUUUGCGCACAGACUUUAUGAAUGGUUAUUUUGCUUACAAAGGAAGUGUUUUAAACCUUUUGCUGAGAUUCAAGAUCCGUUAAAGGCACACUAACAUUACAUGGUUACUCAAACCACCACCAUUAUUUCAGUGAUUUGAAGUGGCCAUGGUGGUAGGAGUGUGUAUAUGCAGUGAUUUAGCUUGACACACUGCACAUACUUUUUAAUCUACAAUUUUGUGCCUGGGUCUAGUUGCACCCCUGGUACAACUUACUUCCUGGGCACGUUACAGUCCAAAACUCUCAUCAAUUCUGUGCAUAAAAUACGCCUGUCAUCGGCGCACACAGCAUGCUGGCAAUGUGGACAUAUUGAGCCUGCAGUGCCUGUAAGAGGAAGCCUUUUUCUCCACUUACUACUACUCAAGAAAAUUACUACAAAUUCCCGGUGAUUUGUCCGCGCAAAGUCUUGGUUGACAUUUUUUUUUUGUUUUUAUUUAUUUUAAAAAAACAAAAAAAAACAAAGGCCCUUUCUGCUUGCUUUUUACCAAGUAGUCUCCCUGAUGCAGUUGCCCCUCCUCCCCUUUUGAGAUCAUCGGAACACAUUCCAAUCACAUGCUUCUUAAAGACUUGGAAUGCUUCUCAUGGAGAACUGCUGGGCACGCGUGGCAAUCACAGCAUUACAUACUCUGCUGUAUUUAAUAUUCUUUACAUGUUAUCUGCCUAUAUCUGAGCCAAGGCUUUUUGAGUUUCUAGGUCUUCAGAAGGUAGCACCACUAAAUAGAUUAGAUUUCAUGUUAGAAUGUUUCAUUAGAAGGUAUAAUAUCAUUGAUCAAAGGUUUAUUUAAUUAUUGCCUAAAACAAUAAAUAUGCCAGUUACUGGUCUUGAAAGUGCCAUGGCAGUGAAAGGGUAGUUGGGUAGGAUACUAAAAGAAUCUCAUAAGAUGUCCAUUUGAUCUGAUUUGCUCCUGUUCAUAAAUGUGUCUUCAGUAUCCAUUUGUUUUCAUUUUCUUUUGUUCUUCAUUCCAUCCCACUCUUAAGGGAAGCAUUAUUCUUGGAACUGUGUUUAUUCACUGUUUUGACUCUUACUUCUGAUCCAAAAUCUGUAAUAAGUUAUACCUCCUGUGUCCAAGCCUGUCUCUCAUGUCCAAUUUGUCCACUUGCCAUAGAAUGUUGCAUAAUGUUACCGUUCAAAGCAAAUGUGAACACAAUUUUUUUUUUUUUUUUUCCUUUCUGGCUUUUUUUAAAUGCAUUUUUUUUUUGCACACUUUAUAUGCAUAAUGACAAAUUUUGAUCUUAUAUCCUUGGUUUUCCAAUAAUGUAUUUUAUCUUUUAUUUUUUUUCUUAAACAAAAUAUUCAGUUUGAUGGCAUUGUCAAGAAUUCCGCUUAAAGACACUCUCUAGGUACAGACUGCUGGGCUCAAAUUCAGUGUCGCCUCCCCCCCCACACUCUUCAGGAAGAUGCUGAAUUCUCCCUAUAGACAUGCGUGCCCAGCUGCGAUUAGUUGUCUGGUGCCAGCAUGCCAGAGAUUAAGUUACACUUUUAGCAGCACAGGGGUUAAUCUCCAUAUGUGCAGCGGUUUUUCUUACUGAAACAUUGUAUAGGCUCCAGGUACCAUGACCACUCUAAGCACUAUGGCCACUUCAGUAUUGCUAAAGUUUGUAUUCCUUAUAGGUACACAUUGAUGUUUUUUUCGUAUAUAUUUCUUCAUUUAUUUUUGAUGUUGUGCUUAAAAGUAAUUAAAAGUAAUUAUGAGGCAAAGUGGAGUGAUUUGGAAACUUUUUUUUGUGCAUCACUUCUGUCUGCUUAAUAUCUUGCAUUACAGAUCAUUUGUAGCCAAGCAUCACAAAAAAUAAAUAAAAUAAAAUAAAAAAUUAAAAUAAACCUAUAGUGACUUCUUUAUAAAGUGUACUAAUAGUUUAAUAAUCACCACUAAAACCAACAGUAUAUUGCCGUGUUUCUACCUCCAGUAUUCAAGAUAGAGGUACUUGCCACUUUUUCCUACUGUUAUUACUGGCAUUUUAUAAGGUGCCAACAUGUUCCUCAGCAUACAUUUGGGAGGGGGUGGGUGUUUGGGAGGAGCAGGGGUGGCGGGGGGUGGGGGGGGAGACAGUACAAUACAAAAGGUAAAGACGUCCUGCUUGUGAACAUAGAUCUAGCCAUUGAACUUAUUUUUUUUAAAAUUAUUUAUUUUUUAUAUGCAAGGUGCCCAGUUACAUAGCCCAUGAGCUUACAAUCUAAAGGAUAUAAUGGGGAUUUUAGACAAGAGGUAGUAGGGGGAAUUUGGAAGUGAUGGCCAGAGAAAAUGAAAAGAAACUUUGCAUCUACUGUUACUGUGUGAUUGGGAAAAGGGAGUAAGAGUAAAAUCUCAAACCACUAGCAUUCUAUAAAUUUAGAAGGAAAUUUGGGAGUGUAGAACUUGGAAAAAAUCUAACCGUCCUAAGAAACAGAUAGGGAUGGAGAUAAGACCUUUGUAUGAAGGCAUUUACAGCCAGGAACGACAAAGGAUGGAGAGAGAGGGUGGAUAAAGUUCAAAAGUUUACCAAUUAGAUUCUAUCACCCCAAAUUUUAAUAACUACGUACAUGAAAUAUUGGUGGAAUGCAUUCACACUGAAAAUAACUAUGUAGAGAAAAUUAUACUGGUAAGCUGGUAUAAAUGGUUAAGUAAGAUUUAUAACAAUUUGUAAUAUGGUGAUAAAUGUAGAAUAACUGAGGUGGACAAUCUUCCAAGGUUCCACAAUAAUGUGCAAAUGUGUAUUAUAUUUUUGUUUAUUGGUUUCUUUCUUCAAUGCUUUAUUUGUAUUUUUAAUUCACUUGUAUUCGGUCUUGUUGAGCAUUAAUUAAAGUCACUUUUAAAACUUAUUUCUUUAGCCAUUCAGAUUAAAGUGAAUUGAUUUUCAGGGCAGCCUUUUAAAAUACUACUGUUGAAAUCGUACCUGACUUAUAAAACCAUACUCGGGUCACUGGAUGCCUGUUUUUCAGAACUGCAGGAGAGAUGAUCCUAUCCACAAUAAAGACACAUCUGAUAAAAGGCAGAGGCAGCGGGGAUCCACUUAGUGAAGCAGCAACGGAUGUUGCACAAGAUUUGGAUUUAAGGAUUAAAAACCUUAUUAACUUUUCCUAUGAGGAUGGAAAUGGGAACACCACAGGCAUCAGUCCAGCACGGGUAAGAGAAGUGUUUUAUAAAUUACAUGUGUGCAUAAAACAAAUGUGAUAUAUUUUUGGCUUACGAUACCCUAUUGGGCAUUGCUAAUAGCCCUCCUCCAUUAUAAAACAAAGAGAAAUAGUUUAAACUUGCCUGUAAUCCAGCGCUGGGUAAAGCUCCCGGUGCCGAUCACACUCAUUCGCCUGGCGUCAGCAGGAGCUUUGCAUGGUCCAAUCAAAGGCUUCUCAUGCACAUGUGAAGAGACUAAUUAUAACAUGAUUUUAAAAAUAGGAUGGAAAAUGAGCUUUAACUUGUUGGCAUAAUGCCUUCAAGGGAGAAGAUUGUUUUGUCUGCCCAUGUGCAGUGAGUGCUGAUGAGAUGUAAAUUUGGCACAGAAUUGACACAUGGCAGAUUCUGGGUUGCCAAAGUCAAGUGCUGGCCCCAGCAUACAAGUGCAAAUAUCUCUGAAUGUGCUGCAUUUCAAGACUUCUACCACAAUGAAUACUUCAAAUCACUGAAGUGGUCAUGGUAGCUGCAGUAAUCCUUGUUAUACUUUUACAACUCAUUCUUAAAAUGACUGUCAUCUCACAAACAUUUUUGAGAAACUGGGAAUCUUUAUGAAAUAGUCUGUUUCAUAAAGAUUUACUGUUUUGGAAUAUCUUUUUAAAUUCCAACGCAGUCAGAGAUACCAUACGACAAAGAAGGGGACGCUUUCGUCUUAUGGGUUUUCAACCUUCCUGCAUUUGGACUUAAUUAGCCAGUUGGAAACCAGAAUUCCAAAUGGCUAAUGUGAAUUAUGUGCAUAUUUGGCAUCUGUCAGCAUGCUGGCAAAAGAAUUCCAAUGGUGACAUGACUGCUGCCUAUGUCCUCUCCUCAGCUUGUUAUUCCUCUUCAUCCCUAUGCCAAUAGCUUGGGGCAGAGGAGGAUCUGGCUGUAGGGAGAACUUGGUCUCUGCAUUGGAUUAGAGGAAAUUAUUAUUAUUUUUUUAAUAUAUAUAUUAACCCCUUAAGGACACAUGACAUGUCAUGAUUCCCUUUUAUUCCAGAAGUUUGGUCCUUAAGGGGUUAAUAUAACCUUGACUUGGGAAGGGGAAAUGCAAGGGUAACUUAUCAAAACCAGUGUUUUCUUACAACACUGUUGAUUGUAGUAACCCUUUAAGGACACAUGACAUGUGUGACAUGUCAUGAUUCCCUUUUAUUCCAGAAGUUUGGUCCUUAAGGGGUUAAUUGGCAUUUGUUAGGAUUUAUUUGUGUAUGUAAAUUGGGUCGGUAUACCUUACACAGGUGGCAACAUCAACAUUGCAAAUACUUUUGUGACCACGGUACGUCCAUGAUAAUCAUUCUUUGUGUGAGGCAAAAAAAAUCAAUGUAUUUAAUGACACUAAUAAAGCCUGACACGGGUUUCACCAUUCAUAUUUCCAUUAUGGAAAAAAUACUAAAUGCAUAAAGGCAUGUACACAAGCCUGUACCUUCAGAGCAUUUAUCUUGCAGUUUUGUUCAAACUUGGGGAAAGUGCUACUAUACAAACUAAUUACUUGUAUGUAGUGUAUAUGUCAAUGCACACAAAGCCCUUCUUACUGAAGAGGAUGUUUGACGAAAUGUAAUCUAUUUACAGCCUCGAAUCCAUGCAAUAAAUCGUGGCACUGCUUCAAUUGAUAGAGAAACUAUAAAAAUGUUACUACUACUUUUGGAUGAAGAAGCUGCAUGUCUCCCCAGCAAAAACAAGGCAGAGUUGCUGUGUGCAGAUGAAGAUUCUACAUUGUUUGGAGCCUUCUCUCUUGUAACGCUAUUUAGGUAUUUUAUUGCACUUUUUCAAAUUUCCGUGUAGAAUAUAUUUUGUGAACGACUGUGUCCUUUGUGGCCAAAUUCAAAUACUGUAAUUUUAAUGAGUUUUAAUUAUUCUAUGCCGUCCAUCACCUAUUCAUCUGUCUGUCUGUGUAUAACAGGGAAAUUUUUUAUUUUUUUUUAAAACAAAAUUUUCAGCCUUCUUAAACAAUUGCAGAAUUGCUUAAAUUGUUAGCAGCUUAUUACAGAUUUUUACUUCUAUUGGUGGUGCUGAAGGGGUAAAAACCCCGCCGACGUCAGCUCCCCUGUCUGACGCCAGCGGAGCGGAAUUUCUCAAUGCUUUCCUAUGGACGCUCUGCGUGAUGGAGGCAUAAUAUGCCUCCAGCGUUGCAGAUGCGCCUCUAGUGGCUGUCCGGAAGACAGCCACUAGAGGCUGGCUUAACCCCAAAUGUAAACAUAGCAGUUUCUCUGAAACUACUAUCUUUACAGCAGGCAGGGUUAACCCUAGAGGGACAUGGCACCCAGCCCACUUCAUUGAGCUGAAGUGGUCUGGGUGACUAUCGUGUCCCUUUAAAGUGCUAUCAUAUAUAUAUAUAUAUAUAUAUAUAUAUAUAUAUAUAUAUAUAUAUAUAUAUAUAUAUAUAUAUAUAUAUAUAUAUAAUUUUUUUUUUUUUUUUUUGGAGUUUUAAUAGAUAUAUCUUGUAGUCUAUACAUUUCCUUGUGAUUUGGCAUAAUGCAUAGAUUAAGUGUAUAUUUGUGUAAAAGUGAUCUUGUAAUCCUCCUCUUUUGUUGUACUAAAAUGAUAUAAAUCUGUGUUCAUGCAGAUAUGUUUUAUGCUAAUCAUAAAUUAUUAAUUCUGGUUUAAUAUACAUUUUCAUUUUGUAGGUCACCUGAGCAAUGUAGUGGGUUGUCUCCGAAACCUCUCAGUCAACGUGUACAGAAAUGCACUAAAGAAAGUAAACCCAAGGUAGAAUAGUUUUUUCUUUACCUAUUAAUGGCUUGCAAAAUGUUCUAAUGAUUACACCAGCCUUUAAUAUUGCUGUCCAAAUUUAGAUGACCUUUUAAGGGUAAUAUGGAAGUAAAAUAUCUGUAUUAACUUGGCAGAAGUGGAUAGAAUAAUGUCCAGGUUUUUAAAUAAUUGUAAUAUACCUCCCCUUCUGAUGACAAUCUCUUCCCUAUUACUAAACAGGAAUUCCCUCUCAAUAUCCCGCAUUGGCAGACCCCACUAAUACAAAGUAAUAUUUUUUCAAAACACCUAUAUUCUCUUCCAUGCCGACACCCACUCCGUACCAUCUCUAAAAUUAUUACACAUUAGCUCUUUCCCAAAUCUGUUUUCCAAACCUUGAAUAACUAAAUCUAGCAAAUAUAUGCAGAGUAAAGAAGCACAAUUGUAAAUCAAUUAUGUUAUUGUCUGGCUCACUAUCUGGUGACUCCCACUACGUGGGCCAUACUCCUCUAUCCCCAAACAUGUAAUGACUAACACACACUAUUAAACUGAACCCAACAGGCAUGGGAAGCUGUAUUCCAGUCUGGGACUGCAUCACACACACUUCUUUCUCUCAUAUAAAGCAUUCCCCUAUUUCAUGUAUACUCCUUCUCCUCUGUCCAUUCUAUGACUAGAUCACCGUUUCUUUUCAUAGAUUCAAAUUAAAAAAAAUAGCCUUACACCUAUAAAAUGGGGCAAGAUUUUCCUUACAUAUUAGAGGUAGUGCAACACUAGGGAUAUCUCCAUUUCCUUCAGACAUGACACUAUAAAAAAAUAAAAUAAAACACAAAAAUGUUAAGAUCCAUCAAUCCUUCCUCCCAUUUCCUCUUUAGACUAUAAAAUCCCCCAAAGACCAAAUGCCCUAGAAAGUACACAACCCAAAAAUCAUCCAAAAAUAAUUUAUGAAAUAAGGAGGGCCAUAUAAGUGCACUCCCUCUGAUCUAGAACAAUGUGCUUCCCAAUGAGUUCCUGCAAAUUAUUACUUAAUUAACUUAGUAACCCGUCAGAUACUUUCUUAUCUAUAAAGAAGUUAAGUUCACUGGCUUAUCAAUUCCAGGCAAGAAUUUUGAACUCUUUUGAAAAUAGGAACCAGAUAUUCUUUCCUCCAAUUUUUGAACGAAAAGAAUCCUGAAAGAUGAAAAACUCUUUCCACACUUAGCUCAUUAAAGGGAUACUGUAAUGCUAGGAAUACAAAGCUGUAUUCCUAGCACUAUAGCUCCCUUGUGCCCCACCGCCCUGCAAUUAAGUGUUAAAAUACCCUUAAUGUACUUGCCCAAUCCCAGUGCCGAUGUCCCUUGGCGCUGGUCAGCGCUCCACCUCCUUCGAUGUGGGGUGCUAAGGCGUUUGUGCAGAAAAAUAAUUAGGCCCUCCCCAUAGGAAUGCAUUGCUGCAAUGCUUUCCGAUGGGGUUUUGCUUUACGCUGGACUGUCUCAUGCAGAGCGUGAGGAAGUCCAGCAUAAUUUAGGUGACCAAAUAUAGGGCCUAACCACAAGGAAGUGUCAUUAGUGGCUGUCCAUAAUUACAUUGCAGGCUUAUCAGAAACUGCAAUAAUUACAAUUACAAUUGCAGGGUUCAGGGGACAGGGACAUUGCACCCAGACCUAUUCAAUGAGCUGAAGUGGUUUGGGUGGCCUAUAGUACUCAUAGGCCUAUAUUGUGUGUAUUUAAAUUUUAUUUUUUUAAGUACUCAAGUGAAUGCCGUCAGGCCCCUGGGGCUUUGUUUACAUUAACUUUCUUUAGUGGAUGCAGAACUUGUCUUGUCAUCCAAUCACAUUUUCUUUCUGCAAAUUCUUUGCAGCAAUCAUUUGCAUAUCUCUUGCCAUAGGUUCCUUAAUAUAUACUGAGGACAUAGUUCUGUGUCUUCAUUAACCAAAACACCAUCUGUUUUCAGUGUACCUACACUUAAUUUUUGUUUUUAACCCCUUAAGGACACAGCUUCAGAAGCUUGUCUUAAGCUUAAUGACACAAGCAAUUUUUGCAUUUUCUUGCUGUAUGCGUUCAACUGCAAUUUGCAUCUCUCUCGUUUGUUGCACCGACACAUAUUCUAUACUGUUUUUUUUUUUUUUUUUAAAGGACAGAAAGGGCUUUAAUUUGUUGUAAUAUAUAUAUAUAUAUAUAUGUAAUAUAUAUAUAUAUAUAUAUAUACACACACACACACAAAAAAGGAGAGAAUUUGUGUUUUGUUUUUUUUUUGUACAGUUUUUGCAAUAAUAAUGUGUGCCUAAUUAGUGCAGGUUAAAGAAAGUAAUUAAAAAUAAAUUAAUUUAGUUGUUCUGAUUUACAGAAUAUAUAAUGUGUCUGGGAUUUUAAAUUUUUUUUAUUUUUUUUUUAUUUAUUUUUUUGGGGGGUAGUUACAGGUCACAAAGCACAAGGAGUAAAAUAAACUUUUAAUGUGGAGCGAUUUUAGAAUUUGGUAUGUUUGUCUUGUAAGCUUAAUAGCCAUAAAAGAAAACAAAAUUGCCACACAAAAGUAUAUAUUUAGAUAAAGUAGACAUCAUAGGCUAUUGUCCUAAGAUUGUUUUGACACUUUCUACCUAGCUAUUUCACCGCCAAUCUCUGCUAAAUAUUGGAGUCAAAUUUAUUUUUUGGGGGUUUUUGGCACACAAACUUAUAACAAAGAACUUCUCAUGUGUAUUUUGUAAAGUUGGUGUGUGCUAUUCCUGUAUUUUGUGUUCAGUUGCUUCUGCUGAGUACAACAAUAUCCCCAUUGUAUGUCUUUGGCACUAUUUCGUGAAGCUACAGUGCCAUAUAGGAGACCUGUCCGUUUCAACAUUUACAGUAGAAUUUUGAGAGGCGGAUUAAAUGGGCCUAUGCUUCAAUUUGGGGUAUUAUAGCAGUUUGACUGUUCAAAAAAAAAGAAAACACAAAGGCCUACCAUUUGUAAAAGUAGACACUCCAGGGUAUCUCAUAUUUUGCCUUAAUAUGUCCCCAUUUUUUCACCAAUAUAUGCCAAAGUAUGUGGUAAAAAAUAAUUUUGGGCAUAUUUUACAUACGGAUUAUUUUUGCUGGGCAUUUUGUACAUUUCAUAUGUGCCACUAAGUUCAAACCCCCCAAAUUAUCCUCAGCUAAGUCUUCGGAGUAAAACAAUAUGCCCAAUGUAUGACCUAGACACUAUUUUGUGAAGUUACACUGCUGUAAAAGAGACAUGGCAAGUUAAGGUUUUUAAGUGUGAAUUUUCAUGGCGAGUUCUGAUGCGUCCGUGUCCCACUUUCGAGCACUUGAGCAGGCUACAUAUUACAGCUGCACCAUAAAGGCAUACCAUUUCUUAAAGAAGACAUCCCAGGGUAUUUCAAAGGGCAUAUUUUGAACCUUAGCAUGGGAUAAGUUUUCCGCUAGCUUGUACAAAGUGUAGUGGUAAUAAGCUUUUUUUGCCUUUUUGACACACAAAGUGAGUUUGCACAGUAUUUUGCAAAUCGUAUGUAUGCUACGACUGUAUAAUAAUUCAUAUGUUGCUCAGCUAUGUGGGCUGAGUACAGCAAUACCCCCGUAUGUACCUUUGCCUGGUAUAUGUGGACAUCGGAGGGGCACAUUUGGGCACAACCAUUACAGUUCUUUUCAAACUUUAAACUUUUACACUGUGUCCAUGUCUCAUUUUAGAGUAUUUUACCAGGCUAUAUAAUCCAAAUAUCCAUUAAAGCCAUACCAUUUCUUAAAGAAGACAUCCCAGGGUAAUUCAAAAGGCAUAUUUUGAACCUUAGCGUGGGAUAAUUUUUCCGCUAGCUUGUAGUGGUAAUGAGCAUUUUUUUAAUGUAUUUUUUUUACUUUGUAAAACUUUUUUUACUUUGUAAAACCCGUUUGUAAACUUUUUUUUACUUAUUAAAUGUUUUACACUUAACUUUUUACAUUUUUUUUUCUAAACUUUUCUUUUACAGUUAACCUCUAACUAGCAGUAAGCAGCACUAACAGUAAAUUCCUCCCCCUUUCCCAUAACUCCCACCCACUCCAGCUAGCAAAAUAUAUAUAAUUAUAAAAUAUUUAAAUUAAAUAAAUUGAACCCCUGAGGGUUAAAAAAUAAGUAAAAGUUAAUCCUCAAGGGUUAAAAAAAAUUAGAUUACAGUAUAAUCUAUAUUUUGAUCAGCUGGCAGGGAAGGGGUUAAUUUUUAUUUAGACUGGGUAACAUAGAAACAUAGAAACAUAGAAUGUGACGGCAGAUAAGAACCAUUCGGUCCAUCUAGUCUGCCCAAUUUUCUAAAAACUUUCAUUAGUCCCUAGCCUUAUCUUAUAGUUAGGAUAGCCUUAUGCCUAUCCCACGCAUGCUUAGACUCCUUUACUGUGUUAACCUCUACCACUUCAGCUGGAAGGCUAUUCCAUGCAUCCACUACCCUCUCAGUAAAGUAAUACUUCCUGAUAUUAUUUUUAAACCUUUGUCCCUCUAAUUUAAGACUAUGUCCUCUUGUUGUGGUAGUUUUUCUUCUUUUAAAUAUAGUCUCCUCCUUUAAAGAGGAGUGGUGGGUUUUUCUUUUACUUAAACGUUACUAAAACUUUUUUAAACUUUUUUUUUUUAACCUUUUUUAUCAGAUGACAUUAAAAUGUAUACCCUGCCAAUUGAUCACUGUAGUCAGUGAUCAAUUGGCAGAGAAGGGGUUCAUUUUAUUAAAGCAGGGGAAAGGAGUCGCGGCGAUCUGGGGUUAACUUUUUAGUAAAUGACGGAAAUUUUCCCUCAACAGUCCUUAACUGAAGGACAACGUUUAACGGAAAAUUUCCGUCUGCGUUCCGGAAGGGGUUAAAAUUUAUGUAAAAUAUUCAUAAUAUAUACAUUUAUGUGUAUUUUACAUAAAGUAUAAAAACAAAAAAUUGUGUGUGUAUUUAAAAAUUUAUUUUCUUUCUUUUAUAGUUUUUUUUCCGUUCUGUUAAAAAUGCCCAUACUUGCUAGAAUGGCUUUUGAUCUAGUACAUUAUUUUGACAAAUUUCUAUUUCACCAUUUUGCUACAAAUGUUCAGCACUAUUUUUUUCUUUUUUCUGCACACGUGAUUCAAUGUAAAGAUUUUGUUCAGAUUUAUUUAAUGUUAAAAAAAAUUGUUAUAAAAGAUGUGUGGAUUUUGAAUUUUUUUUUUUUUUUUUUUAACCCCCUUUAGUUGAAACAGAAUCUGAUCAAAUCUCAGUUUGCAUGCACAUAUAAAGAUAGUAACCUAAUGCAAAUAAAGCCAGGUGACUUCCCCAGUAUGAGCCAAGUUCCUACAUGUGUUCAUCCAGCACCAAAGAUUGUUCCAGCACUCUGUUUUGAUGAAGACACCAAUGGUAUGUUAUUAAUGUCCGUUAACUACAUAUUUUAGCAAAGAUUCCGCAAGGAGGCGAUGUCAAAUUUUAAUCCUAUGAUUUAAUGUAAACAGAGGACUAAACAAGCAGAGGAUUCAUAUCUUAGAGUACAGUCUACAUAUGUAUGGUAGGCAAUAUUUGUAUAAAUAAAAUGAGACCCCACAAUAACCACAGACAAAGUUUAAUUACUUUUCAAUGGGCUUGGUCAUGGUGUUUAUUCAAAGCUCAAGAGGCUUACAACCAUAACUUUGUAACCAUAACCAUAUAACAUAUGGUUCACCACCUUUCUAAACUUUUAACUUUAUUAACCACCAUAUUGCCAGUCAGUCAUAACUGACCUGACUGCCUUCUAUUUAAAACAAUUUACCACCAUAUCCUUCCUCAGAACUUGACCCAGAGGAUGACUUUUGCCCCAAUGCUUCAUAACACCACGACAAUACAAUUAAAUAAAAGUAAAGGGAGUGGGGUGAUGUCCACCUGCACUGUUCCUGCUGCAGUCAACUCUGACAGGAUUAAACAUGUGCUGCUUCUUUUUAUACUGUUCCAGUUUCCCGCUCUUUUUCUGCUUGCUACUUUCAACCAAUCCCAGGCCAGUUUCAGCCCCCAGAAACAGCUGUGCCAUCAAUUCUGCCCAGAUACCUGUCUAACUGACCAACUAUCACAAGAUGUAAAAUCCCUCACAUUCAAAUCCUAGACACAACAGAUUAACUACUUCAUUGCCACCAUAUAUAUAUGACACAGUGCUUAGUGCCUGUGGCUUCUUAAUUGUUUAUAAAAGAUUCUAGAAAAUGAUUCUACUUGACUACAUUAACAGAAAAGGCUUUUGGUAACCGUGACCGCACUGUUAAAUUGCUUUAUGACCAAUGUUGACAAUGCAUCAUGAGAAGUUAGUGUGACUUGCUUGGGAAGCAGUUAUAAAGUACUUGAUGAUCGGUAACAUGAUACUUUAUCCCUUCAUUGCAGAUGUGACCAGUGUAGAAUAUUAAAGGGCCACUAUAGGCACCCAGACCACUUCAGCUUAAUGAAGUGGUCUGGGUGCCAGGUCCAGCUAGGUUUAACCCUUUUUGCUGUAAACAUAGCAGUUUCAGAGAAACUGCUAUGUUUACCUAUGGGUUAAUUCAGCCUCUAGUGGAUGUUUCAUUGACAGCCGCUAGAGGCGCAUCUGCGCUUCUCACUGUGAUUUUCACAGUGAAAAGACGCCAGUGUCCAUAGGAAAACAUUGUCAAUGCUUUCCUAUGGACUGGCUGAAUGCGCGUGGCUCUUGCCGCGCAUGCGCAUUCAGCCAGGGACAUCAGAAGAGGGAGAGUCCCCAGCGCCGAGGGAGCCCGCCGCUGGAAAAAAGGAAGGGAUUAGCCCCUUCCUCCCCCUUCAGCGCCAUGGAAGUGGGAGCCUGAGGGUGGGGGCACCCUCAGGGCACUCUAGUGCCAGGAAAACAAGUGUUUUCCUGGCACUAUAGUGGCCCUUUAAUUAAAAAACAAAUCUUUUAUUGGAAAGCUGUAUGAAAAAAGCAAUUGACUUUUCAAACCGGUCAUCUAGAUUUACUUGUAGUGCAGCAUAAGUUUAUGAAAGGUACCUUGUGGAGUCAAGAGGAUUAUAUUCUAGAUUUAGUAGGGCUUGCCUAGAAAAUAUUCUUGGUUUUUACAAAUAAAAUGUUUGUUAUAUUUGCGUAAAGAUCCCCACUGUCUCUAUAUGGUUACUGAAACUGCAUGUAAGAAGUACCUCAAAGGCUACAUGCCACGUCCCAUGAUGUGUGGUUCGGGUGUCAUUUAUCAGCAGGUGGCUGCAAGGUUGUAACAACUUGUUCAAGUCUCCACUUAUCACGUGUAAAUUCUUUUGUGUUCCGAGGUGUUAGGAUAGGUAGGUAUACAAAAAAGUGUAUAUUGCACACUCUGCUCCUUAAAGGUGCUUGGUUAGCACAACUUGUACACAACCUUUGCAAAACAACAAAUCAGGUGUCUGCAAUUUUUGCACUAAGGAAAACCCUUUUUAUGUGUUUAAACAUUUGAUAUGCUACCAUUACCAUCAUGUUACAGGUCAUGGUGCAUGACUGACUGGAUAUUGUAUUUUAAGUUUUACCACAAAUCAGAACAAUAUGAUUAAUGGCCAUCUGUUUAAACCAAAUUCAAACAUUUAUAUGGUUGUGGCUCAAAUAAAAUGGAAUCGAAUGUUACACAGGAACACUACAAUAACGCAGCUUCAUAAUUAACAUAUUCUUCUCACUCACUGCAGACGUGCGUGUGGAAAGACGAGGACUUCAAUCAAUUUCUGGAAACAUAAAUGUCAGUGAUACAGAUGUGAAAAGAAAAGGCAAAGCAUCCAAGAGCACAAAGAGGAAGAAAGUAGACAUGAACAGUGAAAACCUCAAUGAUCGAGACAAUGAACCUCCUGGAAAGAAAAGCAUGUCUCAGCUAACCUCUACAAAACCAAAAGACUCCUCUAAACAAACCUCAAGAAUCAGCAGUAAAACCACACCUAAAAAUAAACUGAUCGCAGGACAAGCCAAGUUAACAACCUUUUUUAGACUGUAA
This is a messenger RNA of Pelobates cultripes (western spadefoot toad), 36793 nucleotides long. The record is from the annotation of a GenBank genome assembly. NCBI's taxonomy places the organism in Eukaryota, Metazoa, Chordata, Amphibia, Anura, Pelobatidae.